AUGGCUGAAGAUUUAAUGAAUUCGUCUCAACAUAUUGAAAGGGUAAUUCAUUCACAAACAAAAGAGAAAUGUCAAAAAAAUCGCUUGCGCCUAAGGGCUUCAGUUAUAACUGUCCGGUUGCUAGCACUUCAAGGUUGUGCCUUUAGAGGUCACGAUGAAUCUUCAUCUUCAUUAAACUGUGGGAAUUUUAUUCAAAUGCUUAAGGCUUUUGCACAAUUGAGUAUGGAAGUUGAUAAAGUUGUAUUAGAUAAUACUCUGAAAAAUGCUCAGUACAUUGCUCCAAAUAUUCAGAAGGAUAUUUUGCAUAUUAUGGCUAACAGAGUACGAAAGAUGAUUCGUGAGGAUGUUGGAGACCGAGAGCAAUUAGCCAUUAUUUUGAGGUUACAACUAGCAUUGAUUUCUAUAGCUAAGGAUGUCAGUGUUAUUUGGGAAUUCUUUUCUCAUUUGGAUAAUAUUAUCAAUAUUAUUAAUUCUUCUUCUCAGCGCAUUAGUGAGUUACAAAAUGCUCAAAGAAAAGAAGAUAAGCAUAUGUUGAGUAUUGGAGAGCGUGAGUCUGGAAGUGGAGCCAAUCAAAUAGGUAAUUUGCAACGUGCUGGAGCAACACGUUGGAGUUCUCAUUAUGAUUAUGUAAAAAGCAUGAUAGGCAUGUACUCUGUAACUUGCAAGGUGCUUGAAUAUCUUAAAGUUCAUUGUUCAAAAGCAAGUUCUCGAGCUGAAGUUCGUGGCGCUUAUAGACACUUUGCAUGUUUUGAAUUUGUGUUCAAUUUGAUUUUAAUGCACAAAAUUAUGAGAAUAAUUGAUGUUCUUUAUCAAGCCCUUCAAAAAAAAUCACUAGACAUUUUGGCUGCUAUGAGAUUUGUUUCUAUUGCGAAACUUAUCCUUCAAGAAUUGAGAGAAGAAGGUUGGGAAGUGUUUCUUCAAGAAGUAAAAGAUUUUUGUUCAAGACACAACAUUCACAUACCGGAUCUAGAUUCUUCAUAUAUGAUUGGUCGUUAUAGUGAUGAGACUACAGUUGAGCACCAUUAUCAUUUUGAUGUUUUCAAUGAAGCAAUUGAUUUUGUAUUGAUGGAGUUAAGUACACGAUUUAAUGAUAAAUCAAUAGAACUCAUUUCUCUCAGUGUGGCUUUGGAUCCCAAAAAUUCAUUUGAAUUAUUCAAUAGUGAUGAUAUUUGUACACUUGCAAAAAAGUUCUAUCUUAAAGAUUUUAGCAGCCAAGAUACUUAUGCUUUAGAAUAUGAGUUGAAUUAUUAUGUUCAUGAUGUGAUUGCUGACCAAAGGUUUCAAGUAUCUACACUUGUUGAAUUGUGCCAGGAGUUGACCAACAGUGGAAGGUUAGAUACAUACAUUAUGAUAACUAGAUUGAUUCGUCUUGUAUUGACAUUACUUGUUUCUACUGCAACUACUGAGUGGGCAUUUUCAGUAAUGAAACUUUUGAAGACAACACUUCGUAACAAAAUGGAGGAUGACUUCCUUACUGAUUGUAUGACACUCUACAUUGAAAGAGAACUUGCUCUUACAAUAGAUGUAGAUUCUGUUGUAGAUGAAUUUUUUGUUUCAAAAUCUCGUCGAGCUCAAGUUUAA
Molecule: messenger RNA, 1581 nt
Organism: Diospyros lotus (date-plum)
Lineage: Eukaryota; Viridiplantae; Streptophyta; Magnoliopsida; Ericales; Ebenaceae
Exons: 2
Coding region: 1-1581 (526 amino acids)
Molecular function (GO): protein dimerization activity
Source: RefSeq, a predicted model, not a curated record